Molecule: messenger RNA, 4848 nt
Organism: Adineta ricciae
Lineage: Eukaryota; Metazoa; Rotifera; Eurotatoria; Adinetida; Adinetidae
Source: the annotation of a GenBank genome assembly
AUGGUGCUAAAUACAUUGUGGACACAAAUUGAAGUUGUCGAAUUAUCCAACGACGGCACCGGACUUGGCUUUGGAAUAAGCGGCAAUAAGUCAACGGGUGUGGUCGUCAAAGCUAUAGUGCCUGGUUCGAUUUCGGACAAAGAUGGUCGUAUUCGUACGGGUGAUCACUUAUUUCAAAUCAAUCAUGUUUAUGUUCGAGGCAUGAGUGCAGAACAAGUUGCAGGAAUACUUCGACAAUGUCCCGAACAAGUUCGCGUAGUUAUAGCACGGAGUGUUCGGGAACCGCAAACAGCAAGUAGUAGUUCACCAUCAAUCUCUCAACGUCCUUCAGUGACAUCAGAAACUCAAACUCAUUCAAGAAAUCCUUCGUCAUCAAUGGGUCUCGAUAAUGACGGAAUUAUCAGCAAUUCUCAACAUAAAAUCAUUUUACGGACUGAACGAUUGUUGGAAAGCAAUCAUAAUUUAGAAAAAAUCCUUGAUAAUCUGCUCGAACAGUGUCAAUCUGAAGAUGGAACAGAAAUUCUGGAUGUUACACUUGAAAAAGGCGAUGAUGGAUUAGGUAUCACCGUGGCCGGAUAUGUCAGUCCCGAUUCGACGAAUAAUGAUGCCAUUGCUGGAAUAUUCAUUCGUGAAAUUGCUGAAGGAAGUGUAUGUUCAAGAGAUGGUCGUCUGGCGAUAGGUGAUCAAAUCAUUGAAGUGAAUGAUCAAUCAUUAAAUGGCUUUUCCAAUGUUCAAGCACUUUAUUUGCUACAAAAUACCAGUGCUUCGGUACGAUUGAAAGUUCGACGUUAUAUCGAUGGUGUCAAAUAUGAAAAAAUCAAAGAAAUGAUAUCGUUAGAAUCUUCUCAAGCGAUCGAAGAAAAAGUCGAUCUUCAAAAUCAACUGAAUCUUAACGAUCAACUUCAUCAGAAAUGGAUGAAAAGUCUAGGAAAUAAUUAUGAAAUUCUUAUUGUUGAUCUUUACAAACCCGAUAAUGGUAAUCUCGGCAUAACACUUGAAGGCACAAUUGAUGUGGAAAAUGGCGAAGAAGUUGGAGCACAUCAUUACAUUCGAACGCUUUUGUCUGAUGGAAUCGUUGAACGACAAGGAACUCUGAAAUCCGGUGAUGAACUCCUCGAAAUUAACAAUCAGAUUUUGUAUGGAAAAAAUCAUAUUCACGUCAUUGAAAUCCUCAAACGUAUUAAGCAUCAGAUCAAACUAGUUUGUGCUCGUCGAAAACUUCAACCCGAAUCUGAUGAAACCAGUCCGAAAUUAUCCUCGAAGCGUUCACGCUCAAUCUCAUUCGGCAAAACAACAGAAAUCGUUGUCAAAGCCAAAAGUUUAGGAACAUUAGACUCCACUAAUGGGUCUUUCCUUCGAAUCACAAAAACACGUUCAUUAGAAGUCAUUUCCAAUUUAGCCUUAUGGUCCACGUCGAUCUUAAACAUUGAGUUAAUCAAAACAGAAAACGGCCUUGGCUUCUCUGUUCUCGAUUAUCAAGAUCCAUCGAAUCCAAGUUUCUCACCGGUGAUUGUUAUCCGAGCAUUAGUCCCAGGCGGGGUGGCACAACUUGAUGGACGAAUUGUUCCUGGUGAUCGUCUAGUCGCUGUCAAUGAUAUCAUACUCGAAAAUAUGAAUCUCGACGAAGUUAUCAAAAUUUUGAAAUCCACUCCGAAAGGUCCCGUGAAACUCAGUAUAUCCAAGCCUUUACCCUAUCCGAAGUUUAAGAAUGAUAAUGACGAUAAAAUGACAACUGAUAGCGAACAAAGCAGUCAACUGAAUCGGCGUGUUUCUCGAAUCAACAAGAGUAAGACAUCCGCCGAAAUUCGGAAUAGCCACAAGCGUUCGGCUUCAAGCCAUCGAUCUGUAAAAGAUAAACUAGCUGUCUCGCCCGGAAUCGCGCUCUCUGCACCAGCGAUUCUCACUCGACAUGACUACACGGAAACGUUAUUAGUGAAAAAUGAUGCAAAUCAUCACGUCGAACAACGUGUUACUCAACAGCAGAAAACUCCACAAAGAACUUUUCUAAUCAAGAACGAAAAUCUUUCUUCAUCAACAUCGAAUUUAUCACCACCAACUAGGAUUAAUCUUCCCGAAUUCAUCCAAUUUCAGUCAGAUCAUCUUCUCUUCACAUCGUCACUCAUAUUUCAUCGAUCGUUGGAUCGACUACGAAGUCCAUUAACAGUUUCACCUGCGAAAUUCGCUCGACAAUCGAUGGUGUCUCCCACAAUACCAACGAAUUCCAAUACCAGUCAUUUGUCGACGAAACGUCUCUCUCGAUCUCGCCAUUCAUACGACGCGACGAGUUCUCGCGAGAAACAACGAAAGUAUUCGAAGCGUUCGUCAACCAACAAAUUCGAAUCGAAGUCAUGCUUUAAUGAAGCUGAUUUAAGUAGUGAUGAUACUAAUUUGAUUCGUUCAUCUUCAUUAUCAAAUCGAUAUUUGCCGAAAACGACAGUACAAUCUGCAGAUGUUAAGAAUGAAACUGUGUGUAUGGUCGAUGAGAAAAAUCAAUUAGACGAGUUAGCCAUUAAUAAUCAUCAAACAUCGAAAUCCAUUUCUUCUUCCAAACAAUCGUCGCGAAUGACAUCGCCUGCUGUCUCAACUAAUACUCAGUCUUCCAAUCAUUGUCUUACAAUAGCUCAACAACAAGUUAUCGAAUUGCCCAUGGACCUUGAACGCGAAACUUUGAUAAAGAACGCUUUUGAUCAAUUGAAUUUAACUGUCGAUGCAUCGGUCGAUAAUGGCAUUAAUGGUUGUUGUAUACAAUCUUUGUCAACGAUGGAUACUGAUUUACAACUAGGCGAUUUUAUCGUAUCGAUUAAUAAUGAAAAUAUGAGACAGAUUAGUAAUGCACAAGCAUGUGAAAUCAUCCAACGUGCGUCAAUAGCUGGGUCAGAUAUUAGCGUUAUUUACAUAUCUGGAAAUCAAGUUAGACAAUACAAAGAACAAGUUCUCGUUUCACCGCCGAUUCCAUCUGAUUACUUAGCUUUCGAUACCGAAUUCACCGACGAAACAAGUACUCCUCCAAGAAUUCUCGAUACCGAAAAUUUAUGUUCAACUCUUUGGGGACCGGCACGAACUGUUAUUCUCUACCGUAAUGAACAUGUGAAAAGCUUAGGAAUAAGUAUUGUCGGAGGCAAAUUGGAUUUUUCCGGUCCGGGAAAUACGAUCGAGUCAUGUAUAUCGGGAAUCUUUAUCAAACACGUGAUUCCUGAUUCGUUAGCUGGACGGCAUAGUACAUUGAAGACAGGUGAUCGUAUUCUUGAAGUAAAUGGUUAUAAUCUUCGUGAUGCCACGCAUGACCAUGCAGUGGAUAUCAUUCGCUCAGCGAAAUCGCCAAUUUAUUUCAUUGUCCAAAGUUUAUUGGAUCCGGCAACUCAACCGGCGCAUGUAGAACAGAAUGAAAAUCUCCAUUUGAUUCGACAGUACAAACAUUUGAAUGGCGAAGUGCUUUUAGUUGAUAUUCAGAGAAAUGCAAUGGAAAUGAACGAACCGCUUGGCCUUUCAUUGAUCGGACAUCGAGAUCCGGAGAAUUUAGCGGUUUUUGUCUGUGAUAUUCAGGCGAAUUCAUUACUUGAUCGGGAUAAUCGAUUACAAAUUGGUGAUCAGUUACUUCAAGUCAACGACGAAGUUCUUCUCGACAAACCUCAUUCAAUCGUGACAUCGGUCAUCAAAUCAAUCAAAUCCGACCAUUUAACCUUCAUUAUCCUUCGAAAUCCUAAUGCAAUUCAUGCCAUGGCUCUCAGACAACCUUAUGCCAUUAGUCCUCAACAUGCAAUUCCUUCAAAAGCUGAUCGAAUGACGCCAACAUCCGUUCUUCCACCUACUAAAGCUCUCGCUGAUGAUAAUGAACCUAUAAAAAGCAAACAUUCGCCUAAUUUAAUCCAAACAACGAAUGACAAUGGAAAUAUUCCUUCUUCCAUCUCCGAUGUGAAGCAAAAUUUAUUUAAUCAACGAAGUGUUGAGUCACCUAGUGUAAUUGACAAUCGACAACAUCAGAUCGUAUCUGAUGUCAUCCUACCCAUUGUGACUAAGCAAAGAAAAGAUUUGAAUAAGAACCUGAACGGCACAUUUGUAUCUCAUAUACCAAUGAUGUCAUCAUCGAGUUCGUCUUCAUCACUUUCAAUCCGAACGCCCACUCCGAGUCCAGUCGUCAAUGAACCAAAACUUGAGCCUGUUGUGAAGAAAGUCGAAACAGAUGAAAUUGAUCUUCGUACACGGCCGAUUGUUAUUGGACAGGAAACAUUAAUUGAAAUCGAUCGAGGACAAUUGGGUCUUGGACUUUCAGUCGUUGGCGGUGCCGAUACGCAAUUGUCAGGGAUAAUCAUUCAUGAUAUUUAUGAAGGUUGUGCUGCUCAACGUGAUGGUCGUUUAGUUGUAGGUGAUCAAAUUCUUGAAGUUAAUUCGAUUGAUCUACGUAUUGCGACACAUGAAGAAGCGAUUCAGGCAUUACGACAAUCGAAAAAUAUUGUUCGUAUGCUCAUCCUACGUGGUGAAGUGGUCAACGAAGAAGAUAAAUUCGAUAUUUUAACGGUUGAUUUCAUGAAGAAAGCCGGCAAAGGACUGGGUUUCAGUAUCAUUGGCAGGAGACAUGGUCAUGGUGUGUUCAUUUCUCAUAUUAUUGAAAAUAGUUCGGCGGAAAAAGACGGUCGCCUGAUGUCCGGAGAUUUGAUUCUUGAAGUCAAUGGAAAAGAUUUACGUACUGCUGCAUACGAACAAGUUGCUUACACAUUAAAAACUCUCCCUCAUGAACGUGUUUUUAUCAAAGUUGGCCGAUUGAAAGCGAAUGCUCGUCAAAACUUCGUUCCCAUCGAAACGAACGCUCGUUCUCGUUCACCAUCAGCGAAUCCACUCAUCACGAGAUAA